AGAGAUAAUUUAACUUAAUCAGGGAAAGUUUUUUUCUUGCAAAAAUGAAGGAAACAAGACUUUGUUUACGAGAAAGAUCUUGAUUGACUUGUUGGUCAGAAUAGAUUAUAGAAAAAAAAAUAUUCACAUGGGUUUUUGGCAGUUGAACUUGGACUGGAAAUUUUGCUCUUUUCAAGGCAUCCAAGCAAGUCUCCUUUCAACGAGGAUUAGAGAAAAUGAAGGAGAUGGGAAUCCCUGUGAUAGACUUUGAUGAGCUCAAUGGGGAAGAAAGGAGCAAAACGAUGGAUCUUCUGCACCAAGCUUGUGAGAAAUGGGGAUUCUUUCAAGUUGAGAACCAUGGAAUUGAUAAACAGCUGAUGGAGAAAGUGAAGCAAUUGAUAAAUAAAUACUAUGAGGAAAAUUUGAAAGAGAGCUUUUAUAAGUCAGAGAUGGCUAAAAGCUUAGAGCAAGAUAUUACCUCUGAAAAAGACUGGGAAAGCUCCUUUUUCAUUUGGCAUCGCCCCACAUCUAAUAUUGAAGAUAUUCCAAACCUCUCAGACGAUCUUCGCAUAACAAUGAAUGAGUACAUUCCUCAGCUGAUUAAGAUGGCAGAGAAACUUUCUGAGCUCAUGUGUGAGAAUCUUGGUUUGAAGAAGGGUUAUAUAAAGGAUGCAUUCUGUGCUGGCAAGGGUCCUUCUGUGGGGACAAAAGUUGCAAAGUACCCUCAAUGUCCUCAGCCAGAACUUGUUAGAGGACUUCGAGAGCACACUGAUGCUGGUGGGAUCAUACUCUUGCUCCAAGAUGACCUAGUUCCAGGUCUCGAAUUCUUCAAAGAUGGAGAAUGGGUUGCAAUUCCACCAUCCAAGAACAACAGAAUCUUUGUGAACAUAGGUGACCAAGUGGAAGUGUUGAGUAAUGGAAGGUACAAAAGUGUUUUGCACCGUGUCAUGGCAGACAAAAAUGGAAGUCGACUGUCCAUUGCUACCUUCUAUAAUCCUGCUGGUGAUGCAAUUAUCUCACCAGCUCCCAGACUCUUAUACCCCAAUCAUGUCCGCUUUCAAGAUUACCUGAAGUUUUAUGCUACCACAAAGUUUUCUGACAAGGGCCACAGAUUCGAGUCCAUGAAACAAAUUGCAUAAUAGGUUCCUUUCCUAAAAGUGGAAAUUAAAUAAAUUUUGCGUCCCUCACUCAUGGGUUUUUUCUUUUUUCCUUAUUUGAUGUUAUGUCAUCUACAUAAAAGACCACUCAGAGAGAAGAAAAAAAAAAAGAAAGGAGAUGCUUGGCAACUGGAUAAUGUAUUUCUUUUCUCUCUCUUCUUUUGUUCUAUUUUUCUGUUUGUUUGGGGAGUUCUUAAUAGAAAUAAUGGUAUCUCUUAUGCUUUCAAGAUGAGGCAAUAUAUGUUUUUAUCGAUUCUCUUUCGUUAAUAUGAUUAAGACUUGUUGAGGGAUAUA
Messenger RNA from Prunus dulcis (almond), 1430 nucleotides. Its product is annotated as 1-aminocyclopropane-1-carboxylate oxidase 1. The transcript is spliced from 4 exons. The coding region runs from base 216 to 1118 and encodes 300 amino acids. Lineage: Eukaryota; Viridiplantae; Streptophyta; Magnoliopsida; Rosales; Rosaceae. The record is from RefSeq and is a predicted model, not a curated record.